AGAUGGCGGACGACCUGGAGCAGUUACUGGAUGAAGUGGAGAGGCGGCUAUGCCGCUUGCCGGGGCGAGAGGCGGCGGGCGGCCACCGGCACGGCGGCGGCCCGGAGGAGAAGGAGGAGGCGGCGGCAGCGGCGAAGGAGAGCAGAUCAGCCAAACUGUUAAUGAGUGCUGGCAGCAGUGAAGAAGAUAUAGAUGACAUUAUUGAUGAAAUCUGUAAUGACAGCAGCUUUGCCAAAACACCUCUGAAAUUGAAGUCUAACUCUGCAAGUCUCACACCUGAAAGCAAUAGUGUUGUUGCACAGGCUCACAGGAAAAGAUGCUGUCCGGUGUACCUGGGUGGAAGCUCUUCACCGUGUGGCAUAGGAACAAAUAUUUCAAAAAGAACGUGUGAUCAGCUGCGUUGUACUGCUUGUGACUUCCGUGUGUCUCUUUUCAAUGACUAUAUCUGGGAUCAGUCCUGCGAUUAUCUUUUUUUCAGGAAUAAUAUGCCUGAGCUCAGUAAACUGAGAGCAAAGAUGAUAAAGAAGAAAGGAGCACGAGCGUAUGCUUGUCAGUGCAGCUGGAGAUCCAUCGAUGAACUAACUGACCUCCAAACAGAGCAGCAGCUCCGGUGGGUUUGUGGUAAACAUGCAGAAUGA
Messenger RNA from Calidris pugnax (ruff), 638 nucleotides. It is a transcript of the gene CFAP418, whose product is annotated as chromosome unknown open reading frame, human C8orf37. The transcript is spliced from 6 exons. The record is from RefSeq and is a predicted model, not a curated record. Lineage: Eukaryota; Metazoa; Chordata; Aves; Charadriiformes; Scolopacidae. The coding region runs from base 3 to 638 and encodes 211 amino acids. Gene Ontology annotation, cellular component: cytosol.